Messenger RNA from Arctia plantaginis, 1779 nucleotides. The record is from the annotation of a GenBank genome assembly. Lineage: Eukaryota; Metazoa; Arthropoda; Insecta; Lepidoptera; Erebidae.
AUGGAAUGUGAGACUCCAUAUCUUAUAGUAAUAGAGGAACAUCCACCAAUAUACUUUUAUGGUUGCAUAAGAUCAUUGAUGGCAGUCCCGUUCUUGGAGUCUUGUUACAACCUUUACUAUGGAGAGCUAAGAAAAAUUAUUCGCAGCUUUUUAAGAUUCUAUUGCCUUACUGCAUGCCAUGCCUUAAAAAGAGCAGAAGAUUAUAAAAAUACUUUAGAAUACAAUAGUAUGAUGCAUCUGUUUAACAAAACAGUUGUUUACCAUCAACGCAGUCACGACGAGUUCCUUAAAGAAUUUCAACCCAUCGAAUCAACAGAAGAACAAGAGAAAUUUGAUGCAAUAAUAUCACUAUAUAAUACUUUUAAGGAAAAACUGUUGGAAUUUGGUGAACAAUUAAAAACUUUCAAUAAACAGGAUAAAGUAGAUGUUUUUGCCAAAGAUCAUUUUACAAUAUGCGGUGAAAAGCUUCAUCAGCUCAAUGAAUACACACACAUUUUCAUAGCGAAAUGGUUAGAAGAACAUACCAGAGAAAUCCGUGUCAGUCUAGAAGACAUCCACCGUCGAUUGCGUAUCAACUUCGCUGAGUACAAGAAAGGGUAUGAAGACCGUUUGAAUUAUCUUCACAACGAAUUAUACGAGCUGAACAAGGAGAGUGUGGCGAUCUCGAGAGCCCCACACAAAUCUACACAAGCGGCUGCCGUAAAUAAAAAGAAAAUAGCCGUAGUUAAAAAUAAAAUACAAUCAUUUGGGAAUUUUUUUGUUUUUAACCGGCUCAACCAAGAACUUGAGUUUUGGACACAAAGAGUAGCUGCAUUGGAAGAAAUAACAACAAUUAUUGCUAAGGUUAAAACGGCGUUGGAAAAAGCGAAGGCGGAGGAGAAAGCGCAUUCAAAAUACGAGCCGAUUCACCUAGCUAACACGCACAAGUACGUGUGCUGGAACAGAAUGGCUGAAAAUAUAAUAAAGUAUAGAACAGAUCUUGAAAAUAAAUACGUGGAAGUAUGCAGACCGCUCAUGACUUUUUUCUCUGCUAGAGGUGCGGAUCGUAUUAUGUACUCGGAUAGCGUCGGUUCGUUCUACAUUGAUGAAUACGGACAUCAGAACUACAUCACUGACUACGGCGCUAAGUACUACCACAUGAACUGUGAAGGUCAAUACAUACUGAACCAGGAUAAUGAAAAAUAUUACUUCGACAAGAACGGCCGCUACGUAAUAAAAGACGGCAAUAAAGUCUAUCAACUUGCUCCCUGUACAAGUUCCAACACCCUGACAGAGAACGGAUUGUGGCGCAAUCUUGAGCCAUGUAGAUGCACGGGAAUAUGUUUGGCCAAAGUACCCUUCGGGACAUGUUCUACUCGCGUUCACAAUUUGAAUGAUGCGGUGCUUUUGCCAAAGUCGGAAGUUAUUAAUAUUGAAAAAACAUUAGAUUCUGAUACAGUAAAAUAUUUGUGGCACCACUUCGGAUGGAUACUACCUGAAGUGCUCAAUGAAGUCGGUAGAGUGCAGCCAAGGAAUCCGAUACACUACCUUGGACAUUUGAUAUUGAACAAAACCCAUUCUAUUACUUGUAAGAAUAUCAAAGAGCGACAAAAGUUAGCUAAGAAAUACCGAGAGGAUAUUCAUAAACAACGCAAAAUGGAAGUGGAUGAGCGAAUUCGUGCUUGGAACGCGAAGCAGGCGAAGCCUUUCAAGGCUUCAGACUGGGACGAUUCUGCUGACAAGCCGCUCCAAGACUCACACCAAUUUGCCGCUGAUUUAUUGAUGUAUUAUAGUCAAUAA